UUGAUUCUUCCUCUGUACUCUUUAAGAAACGAUCUUUUAUAAUAACCUUCUCAUAUGCCUGAGGAAAGAAACCCAACACACAAGUAAAGAAAAGAAACUGUGCCCAGAGCAAAAAAAUGAGACAUCUCCUUUACAUUUUCUUCUUCAUUCCCAUUCUUGGCUUUGCAGGAGCUGGUCAAGAAUCAACACCCAUUGAAGCUCUGAAUUUCCUUCAACUUCUUCCUCAAACUACUGAUCUUGAGCUAGCUGUUUCCGUGAGAGACAACAAAACCAUUACCGAGAUUUCAUCAAGCAUCAUAAAGGCUGAAACUUGGCUUAAAACCCAUGUCCUCUCUCGUUACCCUUCCACCAAAAUCACCACCAUUGUUAUCUUUUCCCCUGACUCUUGCCAAACCACGCCCUUUGACCUGGUCCUCUCAUCAUCUUUGAAGAACCUACACCAUUCUCUCACAAGAUGGGGUCUUGAGAAGAAGAUCAAAGUCUCCUCUGGCUUCUCUUACCAGUGCUUAAACAACCUAGAAACCUUUAAACCUACUCUCGCCUUCCUCAGAUCCAUAAACUCCACUUUCACCAUAAACCCACCUCCAAACUUCCUCUACUCUCCUGAUAACCAUCUUGACAUGCUUCGUUCCGUGGAGAAGUUGGGAUCUUUGAGCUUCAACAGAGUGAACUUCUUAAACCCUGAACCAGAAGAAGCUGCGGUGGCGGCGAUGGCAUCAAGAAGAAAUCUCAGAUCUUUAGUCAAUUUUAGCACAAAAUUCACAUUUAACUUCCCGACAUUACCCUCUCCGUCGCCGGAAAACUCACCAGUUCACUCCUCCGUCGGAUAUCCAUCUCCACAGCCUUCGCCGGAGCUCUCACCGCCGGAGAAAUCUCCGAUCUCAUCUCCGCCGGAGCAAUCUCCGAUCUCAUCUCCAGGACUCUCGCUUUCGCCGUGCAUUCCACAUCAGACUCCUUCGCCGCCGGCGAAAGAGAAGGGCGUGGAAGGGCUGUGGUGCGUGGCGAAACCGAGCGUGGCGGCGGAGACACUGCAGCAGUCGUUGGACUUUGCGUGCGGACAAGGAGCCAACUGCGACGAGAUUAAGCCUCGCGGGAUAUGUUUCUAUCCGGACACGACAGUGGCUCAUGCUUCUUAUGCUUUCAACAGUUACUGGCAAAAGACUAAACGUAACGGAGGAAGUUGCUCUUUCGGUGGCACCGCCAUGCUUAUCACUACUGAUCCAAGUUAUCAGCAUUGCAGGUUUGUUCUGAGUUGAGAUUUGUCGGAAGUGGAAGACCGGUAAUGAUAUCAUGGAAACAGAGCUAGAAGACGGAAGAUUUUCUCAAUAAUUGUUACUAUUAGUUAAGAGUUAAUUUCUCUUUAGUUUUCGUGGACUAUCAUUUUGGGUUAAAUAAUUGUGUUACGCUUCGACCGACUUCGAUCGACCAAGUCUAAAUCUGGAAUUUACUCAGUUAAAACUGGCUAUGACCUACUUCGAUCGACCAAGUCGAGUCUUUCACAGAGAGUGGCUGUAGAACCGAGUAUCACGAGCCUACAGAGCCAUGUGUGGAAGAUAAAGGCCCCGAGUAAGAUGAAACAUUUUUUGUGGCAGGCUAUCUCGGGAUGCGUGGCGACGGCAGAGAGGCUCAUGUAUAGACACCUGGGCACCGAUAGGAGUUGUCCUAGAUGUGCUGGCCCAGUGGAGUCGAUUAAUCAUCUUCUUUUUGAAUGCCCACCAGCUCUUCAGGUUUGGGCCUUAUCGGACUAUCCGUCCAUUCCGGAUUACUUCCCGAGUACAUCCAUAUAUCAAAACAUGAACUUCCUAUUUUGGAAGAGAAAAGAGGUGGCUCCUUUGAGACCACAAUUCGAUACUUUUCCAUGGAUCUGUUGGUACAUUUGGAAGGCGAGGAACGACAAACUGUUCAAUGGAAAAGAUGUAUUCCCCAUUGACACCCUCCAACUUGCGUCUCUUGAGGCAGAAUGUUGGAGGAAGGCUAACGAAAAUGAGGAAGCAAAUGAGGAUCAGGACGAUCCGUCCACUACAGAGAUUGAGACAACGCCCCCUUGGAUACCCCGAAUCCCUACUUGUCAAAUUGAUGCAUCAUGGAUCAAUAAUGGCAGUGUCAGUGGCUUAGGGUGGAGUCUUAAGGAUCAGAUGGGAUUAGAAUACUUCGGAUUACGGGCGUGUAACAGGAACCUCUCAGCUUUGCACGCUGAGAUGGAAGGGCUACUUUGGGCAGCCUCAUGUAUGAGAGACAAAGGGAUCACUGCAGUACGGUUUGAGACGGACUGCAUGGACUUAGUGGAUAUGACUACAAACCCGAUGGACUGGCCAGCUUUCGCGACAGAGAUCGAGGUGUUCCAGAGGCUACAGGAAGACUUCGAGGAUGUGAGACUGUCUCAUAUUCCUCGAAGCCGAAAUGGCCGGGCAGAUGGAUUAGCAAAAGAUGCAAGGACCAGAGGUUUUAUCUUCUCCCAUAUAGAUCAGACCCGGACAGAUGGAGAUGCUCCUCGGAGAAUCAACUCGUCUGCUCUCCACUUGAUCUAGCUUAAAUGGAUAGACGACAAAAAAAAAAAAAAAAAUUGUGUUACGCUUAAAACCCAAAAUCAUUCAGGCUACUGGGUAGGCUUUGUUUUACUUAAA
This is a messenger RNA of Brassica napus (rape), 2624 nucleotides long. RefSeq names its product glucan endo-1,3-beta-glucosidase 12. The record is from RefSeq and is a predicted model, not a curated record. Lineage: Eukaryota; Viridiplantae; Streptophyta; Magnoliopsida; Brassicales; Brassicaceae.